Messenger RNA from Homarus americanus (American lobster), 1771 nucleotides. RefSeq lists its product as uncharacterized. The transcript has 5 exons. The coding region runs from base 92 to 853 and encodes 253 amino acids. The record is from RefSeq and is a predicted model, not a curated record. Lineage: Eukaryota; Metazoa; Arthropoda; Malacostraca; Decapoda; Nephropidae.
UGGCUAUUGACCUAGACGGACGCGUCACUCCGUGCUCCACCAAGGUGGCCUGCGUCCUUGGCACACGCUUUCAACUGUGUACAACACUCUGAUGAUGGCUUCCUGGGAGUGGAUGAAGCCAGCAGACAAGUGGACGAUGAUGUGGAUGUGGGCGUUCAUUAUCCUAAUUGUGGGAGCUCAGAGGAUCAAGAUACCCAUCGGUCUUAAGACUCACUGUGUAUCUGAGGUGGACCCAGUGGUCUUAACUCAGAACAUCUAUACCCUCGUCUCCGAGAUCAUGUGUGCUGCCCUCUGCAACCAGAAGGCAGCCCUCCAGUACACCUUCAAUAAUGUGGAUUCAUCGUGCACGCUUGAUGGUGAAGGUCUGGGCAUUAAAUCUACCCCCAACAAGUUUAAGCGUUCUGUCACCCCAGACAUGCUGGAAGAGAUCACUACUGGCAAAAUAACUUACUCCAGUCCUUAUGCAGCUACAGAUGAUUCAGGAAAGGCCACAGACCGGAAUGAUACCACUAUGUACCAUUCAAAGCCAGGUUGGGUGUUUCCCUGGUGGAUGGUGGAUCUCGGACGCAACCGUGAUAUUCAUCACGUCAGGAUCCUUCCCCGACCUGGCUACUACAGUUUUAGGUUUCACCACAUUGAGAUUCGUCUGGGCCAAGUUCUUGAGACGUCUGGCAACUUUUCGUCCUACUCGCUGUUCGCCGUGUACAAUGAAUAUUAUAAAUCCGCUAUGAUGCACCUCUCCUGCUACAACAAGGAAGGCGUCAACGCUAGGUACGUCUCCAUUCAGAGAGUUACUCCUGAAGAUGACAUGCUUCACAUUUUGGAAGUACAGGUGUUUGUUUUAAUUGAGUGAGAUCAGUCACUUGUGGCUACGGUGUCGUAAAGUCAAGAGGAAGAGAAGAAACUGAAGCUAAACAAAGUUCUUUUAAUAGAAUGUAAACAACAACAAAAGUAAAUAUAAAUAGAAACAACAACUUCUAGAAAACUGAUACAGUGAAGACUGAGAAUGUUGGAGCAGGUACUGUGAAGUGAAGGACUGCAGAGGUGAGAGCAAUUAAAAUUUCAGUGGAAGUACAAGAUGUCAAGGGAGUUGGGAGUAACUUGAAAAGAAGUAUACAGUAGACCCGAAAGCCAUCCUCACGCCAGCAGGAUUAUUAAAGUUAUAAAAAGUAGAGGAAAGUGAUGUAGCUGACACGACUAAAUGGUCCUUGAUGAUGUGACUGCCAAACUUACACUAAACGUAAUAGUGAGGUGAAUACAAAUGAAUGCAUAUAGUUAGUUAAUAAUGGGUGAUAUUUCUACAUGACAACAAUAAACGUAGAUGAGACUGGAAUUGGGGUGUUAUUAGAAUUUGGGUACAUUACAUUUGAGCCAAUAGCACUUUUUCUUUAUAUAUAACUAGACUCAUGUAUAUAUUUAUCUAUGUCCUAAUUCUUUUCCUUCCUCAUGAUGUGUGUGACUCAAGGUUAUAAUAUGUGAAUUAAGCUUUUAAUAUGUAGUGAUAUGUAACGUAAGCCUUUAAUGCGUCACUCAAAGCUUAUAAUGUACACCACAGUAUUAUUAGGUCCAAAACAACAUUAUAUUGUGUAAAUCAAGCUAAUUAUGUAUUUAUAAAGGCUAAUUGUAUUCUUCAAGCUUAGAUUGUGUUAUUCAAGCUUAUAUGGUGUUCAUAAUGUGUAAUAGCUGAUAACAUGUAAUUUAAGCUUAUUAACGUGUGACUCAGUCUUGAAUUAUAACAAGCUUAUAAUAUAUAAUCUGGGCUUAUCUGCAA